CUUCGCUCCAGAAACAGCUGAGCAGUCUGAAAUGACAUGGACGCCAACCUCGUCCAGUAUCACAACAACUGCCAAAGAAACAGAUGCUGAUAUGGACUUCAUGGCAUUGGAGCAGACUGUGAGCACCAGACUGGACAAUUUAUACCAAGCAGGAGGUCUGCAAAAAGACGAAGCAGUGACAUUACCCAAUGGUCACUUGGCCAUGAGCCAGCCUGCACCAUGGGCCACAUCAGUGGUUCCCAGGUCACAGCCUGUUCACAUACAAGUAAAAAGGCAGCUAAAAGAGGAGGAGCUUCAAACAACAUCACUCCCAACUAUCCCGAAUCCUUUCCCCGAACUCUGCAGCCUGUCAAAUUCCCCAAAUCUCAGCAAUGAGUUCAAACCUCCAGCAAGUGGAGGCACCCGCGUUAUUACUAUCUUCAGUGAAGAUGGAAUGAAGAGGUCACUCGAGGUCACAGCUGCAGUGAAAGCUCGGGAUGUUUGUCACAUUCUGGUCGAGAGGAACCGCUGUCUUGAUGAGGGUAACUGGACCCUGGUGGAGGCUCACCCUAACAUUGCACUCGAGAGGUGCCUGGAGGAUCAUGAGUCACUGAUUGAGGUGCAGAAAUCCUGGCUGAUUAACAGUGGCAGCAGGUUCAUCUUCAGAAAACAUUAUGCAAAAUAUGAAUUCUUCAGGAAUCCCGAGCCAUUUUUCCCGGUGCACUUGGUAGCAGGAACCCUGGAUGCAAACGCAGGAGUUUCACACUCACAGCUUAUACAGAAUUUUCUCAAUGCUCAGAACUGUCCUGAGAUUCAGGGGUUUCUCCACGUUAAGGAUAAAGGAAAGAAAACUUGGAGACGUUUGUAUUUCUUCCUGAGGAGAUCUGGGCUGUAUUACUCCACUAAGGGAAUGUCCAAGGAACCGAGGCACCUUCAGUAUUUUGCUGAUGUGAAUGAGAGUAACAUUUACACGGUAACAAACAGAAAGAUGUACAACACACCAACGGAUUUUGGAUUCUGCAUCAAGUUUCACAGGUCGGAUAAUGGCCGGAGUGAUCUGGGAGUGCUGUGCUCGGACGAUGAGCAAAGUCGCACGUGUUGGAUGACAGCAUUCCGCCUCUUCAAGCUGGGUGAGCAACUCUGUCUCAACUAUCAGAUAAUGCAGCAAAAGAAGAAACCGCAAUCCUGGAUCCAGCCAUCCAUCAUGACAAAUGUUUCGGAGAGUUGCCUGGUUCCAAUGGAUUUCUCGGGAUGCACAGGGCGAGUGAUUCAGAACGCAAAAGAAGCUUCGUCAGUGGCGGAGGAGGAAGCUCAGGCUUGGAGGAAGAAGGGAGUCCAGAGGCACAGCUUGCCCAGUCCGUGCCAAGGCUCAGUACUCAGUGCAGCAAUACACAGCAGUCAGCCCUGGUUUCAUGGACGGAUCUCAAGGGAAGAAGCACACAGACUGAUUAUCCAACAUGGCCACAUUGAUGGUGUAUUCCUGAUUAGAGAGAGCCAAAGGACACCCAAAGGGUUUGUGCUGACCCUCAGCCACCACCACAAGACCAAACACUUCCUGGUUGUUCCGUGCGAGGAAGAUGGUCAAACAUACCUCACUGUGGACACCGGGCAGACCAAAUUCACCGACCUCAUUCAGCUGGUGGACUUCUAUCAGAUCAACAGAGGCGUGUUACCCUGCAGCCUGAAACAUUACUGUACCCGUGUGUCACUGUAACCAUGGCCUUUCCCUGUCCACCGUCAAACACUGCCUUGCCUACCUGCCCUAUUUAUGCACUAGCUGCACAGCACUGGUUCCUUCACCCCUCCUCUCAGUGAUUUACUAGUUAAUCUGCAGAGUUCAGCCAGGGUGCGGUUACAGUGGAUGUGAAGGAAUAUCUCAUUCUUACCUGUCGUUCAAUUUCUUAGCGACUUUUCGAAGAAUUUCACAAUUUUUUGAAACGCUUUCAGAUCUCACCUUCCUGAAUAUCUAGGUGGUUUGUCAGUCUGAAGGUCAUGGAAAUCACGGGUUGAUCCUUUUGGAAAGGUUUUGUGAUUUAGGAUCACAAGACUAACAUUGCUUUUAGGGUAGAAAAAUAAGUCGCGGUAAAUAGAAACAUUAUUUAAUCAGAAUUGUCUCUUGAGGAAGAGGGUGAAAAGACAGAAGUCUCCAGAGAGAGAGAGAGAGAGAGACCAGUGUGAGACCAGUUCUCGUGUGUUUAUCAGUAAUGUGGGUAACUGCCCCAGUGGAAAGCACACAACACGCAUAUCGCACGAUCAAAUCCCGAUUCCAUAUCCCAGAGGCUUGUCCAAACACAACAUCAGAGCAGUCUCUGAAACACACACACACACACACACACACACACAACUGUACAAUACCAAGUGGCAGUCAAUUCCUUUUACCUGCAGAACACUCUUACCUGUAAAACAGAAAACAUUUUGUUUAAUUGAUGCAAUCAGCACUAAAAAAUCAGAAAUGCUAUAAAUAUUACAUGGAUCUCUCCUCCACCCAGCUUGUGUGAUUGGAAUAUAAACAGUGCCUAGAGACUGUCAACCAGGGCAAUGUAUCCUCCAAAGCAGAGAGAGACAGAUGAGGAUGACCAGGAGAGAGAGGAACAGAAUGUUUGGGCUGGAGGAGAGUGUGACUGGCACCAAUGAUUGUGGUACUACAGCUGUGAAGAGAGAGUGAGCACUAGUGAGGGCUGGACUCGGAGAGACUGAGCAGGAUUGAGCGAGUUUAUCUGAUGUCAUUGAUUAUUUGUAUCUAGUUCUCUACACUGCACAGUGUUAAAGGAGCUUGAACACAACACUGCAUCGGUUUGUUUGAAUCUUCACAUUUAGGUAAUUUAAAUAUCUUUACUGUCACAGAAUGAUUUUUGUCAGAAGUAUGAACUGUGAAUGAUGCCAGUCUGACCUUCAGUCAGGUGCAGCCUCUGUAGGUAUCACAUUGCUCUGUUGUGGGGAUGUGGGAGACACUGGGAAAGCCAGCAGUUACUAUCCCUCAGUAACUAACCCUAACUGAGUUGCUAGCUCAGCCUUUUCAGUUCAUAGAUAAGCAUCGGUCAUGUGGCUGGAGAUUGCAUUAGCUGGGUAAAGAUGGCUGGUUUGUUUCUGUAAACUGCUGUAGUAAACCAGAUGGAUUUUUACAACAAUUAAUGAUAAUUUCAUGGGCUAAAUGUCACUCUUUCUCCAUAAAUUAAAUUCUACUAGCUGCCGUUGGACAUUAAUGAGUCUCUGAGUUAUUAUUUCAGUGAUAUUAACAUGUUUCUCUGAUUGUGUGGGAUUCCCUGUGAGUUAGUUAAAGCUAUCUCCUCAUUGUGACCAGAGCAAUUAAAUAAAGACAUUUUCAGUAUCAUAACCGUUUAAUCCUUCCAGUGAGGUUCAUUAUAGUCUAGUCGAGGCCAAAGUGAGACCUCAGAAAGUGCCAAACCUGUUAAUGUAACUUGUUAUUCCCUGCUAUUGUCAGAUAUGUAAUUUGUUUCCAAUAAUCAAUAACUGAGACUUGACGUUGCAGGAGGGCGGUUUCAUUUCCAGUAGUUUUAAUGAGCUGGAGCAGAGAAUGGACUAUAUUUCCUCACCUGUCUGCAGCCUGUUUCUAUUUCAGAGAAGCAGGAACAACAGAAACAAGACUCUGCAGUGGUGUCCUGUAAACAGAAGCUGGGAGUUCCCUCCUGUUCAUUGGACUGAAAGCUUGGACCACUGUCAAUAUCACAUGUGGUCAGUAUCCAAAUCCAUGUCAACACAAAAAUGGCAAAGACGCAGGGCAGAACCUUCGAACAACUGAACAGUAUGGGCAAUGGGGAGAUAUUGGGCCAAACCCACCACAUCAUUCCCAAUUUAAACAUAGAACAGUACAGCAAGGAACAGGCCCUUUGGCCCAUCAUGUCUGUACUGGCCAGGAUGCCAUUCUAAAUUAAUCCCAACUGCCUGUACAUGCUCUGUUGCUCUCUCUUCCCUACCUGUUUAUGUGUCUGUCUGAGUGCCUCUUAAACAGUACUAUUGUAUCUGCCUCUACCACCUCCCCUGACACUGUGUCUGGGCACCUACCAUCCUCUGCGUAAAACCCUUGCCUUGCACAUCUUUAAACAUUCCUAUCCAUGCCUUCAUAAUUUUAUAUCCUUCUUUCAGGAUCCCCUCAACCUCUGACAUUCUAGCGAAAACAAGUUUAUCUAACCUCUCCUCAUAGCGAGUACACCUCAAUCCAGGCAGUGUUCUGGUAAAUCUCAUUUGUACCCUCUCCAAAGCCUCCAUGUCCUUUCUAUAGUAUGGGACCAGGACUGCACAGAAUAUUCCAAAUGGGGCCGAACUAACAUUUUAUACAAUUUGUUGAAGCAUAAUGGUGAGAUUCUUGCCAGGGAGCAAUGAGUUCCCAAUUAAUGUCCUUUUUUUUGGUAACAGCCAACUUACCACGGGUUGCAAUCUUUCCAAACUAGCCAUACAAACUCAACAUCAGAAAGCUUGACAUGGGAACCAGAGCAGGAACCUGGCAGCUCCAAACAACCUCCAUGUUGCCCAGAGGCAAGAGGAGGGCAAGACCCAUGAGCACCUUCCAUGUACACACUCUUUCAUCACACACACUUACACCAGACCUUCACACUUACACCAGACUUUCACAAAGCUAUUGCCACCAUUUAUGCAAUACCCUGAAUCCCACAUUUGUGAAACAGCGGCCAUGCAGGGAGAAGCACAGUCCAUGGAGUGGACCAUGCUGCUUACCAGGCCUGCCCCCUUUACCUCUUGGUGCACACUCACCUGGUGCCUACUAGCAUGGUUGCAGCAUACCCUGCCCUGCCAUACCCUGCCCUGCCACACCCUGCCCUGCCACACCCUGCCCUGCCACACCCUGCCCUGCCACACCCUGCCCUGCCAUACCCUGCCCUACCACACACUGCCCUGCCAUACCCUGCCCUACCACACACUGCCCUGCCACGCCCUGCCCUGCCAUACCCUGCCUUGUAUACCCUGUCCUGCCAUACCCUGUCCUGCCAUACCCUGUCCUGCCAUACCCUGCCUUGCCAUACCCUGCCUUGUAUACCCUGCCCUGUCAUACCCGGCCCUGCCACACCCUGCCCUGUCAUACCCUGCCCUGCCAUACCCUGCCCUGCCACACCCUGCCCUGCCACACCCUGCCCUGCCAUACCCAGCCCUGCCAUAUGCUGCCCUGUCGUAAGAAAUAGCAACAAUAGUAGACCAUUCAGCCUAUCCAAUCUGCUUUACCAUUCAAUAAAAUCAUGGCUGAUCUGACACUUCUCACAUCCACUUUCCUGGCCCCCUCAAUCAAGGAUCUAUUGAUGUCAGUCUUAAAUAUACAGUUUGGAGUCCGGUCUGACAGCUCUCCCUGGCAAAAAAUUCCAAAGAAUCACAACCCUCUGAAAUUCCUCCUCAUCUCAGCCUUACGUUGUGCCUCUUUAUUCUGAGACUAGCUGCUUGGCCCUGGACUCUCCCACGAGGGGAAGCAUCCUCUCAGCAUUGACCCUGUUCUGUCCUGCUUUGAAAUGUUACCCAACCAGCCUGGAGGCCAUGCUGUGGGCUGGCACCAAAUCUUCUUGUAUGUCAGUGUCACCUGGCAGCUGCAAUCAGAGUCACACUGCAUCGGCUGUUAGGGGAGGGGGCCACAGCUCAUUACAGGAGGGCCUCGUCAGUCAGAGUGGAUUGGCAUUGGGGAGUCAGGGUAAACUCCUGUGGCAGUCCCAAGCGUCUGCCUGGU
Molecule: messenger RNA, 5662 nt
Organism: Hemiscyllium ocellatum (epaulette shark)
Lineage: Eukaryota; Metazoa; Chordata; Chondrichthyes; Orectolobiformes; Hemiscylliidae
Product: growth factor receptor-bound protein 7-like
Exons: 15
Coding region: 32-1693 (553 amino acids)
Biological process (GO): signal transduction
Source: RefSeq, a predicted model, not a curated record